AUGGUAGCCCGCAGAAGAAUAGCCCGUUCACAAUCGAGUAAAAUAAAGACGAAAAGUGCGAAGAAGGACAAAAAUUUGCUGGAAGAGGAGAAACAAGAAGAACGGGCUGAGGAGAGUGACAAUUCAAUAGAUUGGGCCGACAUCAGUAUGGAAGAGGAAUUAUUGGGCGACUUAUUGGAUUAUGUUAAGGACGCGUAUGAUGAAGUGAGGAAGGACGAAGACAAAAUUAUUAAUACAGAAGGACUGGAACGUUAUCUGUGGGCACAUCAACAGACUCCAAAAAGAUAUCAGUGCAAAGAUGAAAAAAAACUUUCGCAUAUGCCAUUUAUCGGCGAUGGAGAAGUGGAUGACAGUAGUUUUGGUGAAGAAUUACUCGAGACUUUUGCUGAGGGAAUCCACGGUACAAGGACUGGAUGCGGUGAAGUGAUUAAUGAUAAUAUUCUGUAUAAAUUGAUUAAGUUAUUAUUCGUCAAACAUCCCGAUAUCAGUUCGUUUUAA
Messenger RNA from Anisakis simplex (herring worm), 498 nucleotides. The record is from the annotation of a GenBank genome assembly. Lineage: Eukaryota; Metazoa; Nematoda; Chromadorea; Rhabditida; Anisakidae.